AUGAUGAACAAUGUGUUUGGCUGGGUAAUGACCGGCACAACUGCCGUUGAGCACUCUGUAUCUCAACCAGAUUCUACCACAUCGUAUACAACCGUCUGUAUGACCUCCUUGGAGGAGUCGUUACAAGGAUUUUGGAAUUUAGAGGAACUUACCGUAAAUGAUACAUACUCACCGGAUGAACGAUAUUGCGACACCUAUUACAAGGCCACCACGGAACGUGACGACACCGGUAGAUAUAUUGUUCGCCUCCCAAAACAGCCAGACUUCGGCGAAAAGCUCGGUAUGUCUAGAUCUCAAGCUAUUCGUCGCUUUGAGCUGCUUGAGCGUAGAUUGGAACGCGAUUCAGCACUUCGAGAGGCGUACCAAGCAUUCAUGAAGGAGUAUUUGGAACUGGGGCACAUGUCUCCUAUAAGCACUGAAUGUGACGAUACAGCUGCUUAUUAUCUACCUCAUCAUACAGUUUUUAAGGCAUCAAGUUCCACAACGAAGGUUAGAGUUGUAUUUGAUGGUUCGGCUAAAACGUCGACUGGUUUCUCGCUGAAUGAAACAUUACGAGUUGGACCUAUAGUUCAAGAUGAACUCAUCGACAUCAUUUUGCGUUUUCGAACUUAUAAGAUCGCUGUCGUAGCUGAUAUCGCAAAAAUGUAUAGACAAAUUGUAUUGCAUCCAGACGAUCGACGAUUAGUUCGCAUCUUCUUCCGUUUCUCACCACAAUCGUCGAUUAGAUUGUACGAGCUGAAUACGGUAACAUACGGUUUGGCUCCAUCCUCGUUCUUGGCCACCCGCACAUUAUUGCAGCUUGCAGACGAUGAAGGUGUAGAUUAUCCAACCGCUACACCCGCUCUAAAAAAUAACUUCUAUGUUGACGAUUUCAUCGGUGGUGCGAACAGCGUAGAGGAAGCCCGUAUGCUUCGCCAACAAUUAACCGAGUUGCUCUCCAAAGGAGGAUUCGAACUUCGAAAGUGGACAUCUAACUGUUUGGACGUGCUUACCGGCCUACCAGCGGAACAUAUCGGUACACAGUCUUCCCUGCAGUUUGUUCCGAACGAAACAGUGAAGGCACUGGGCAUCGCUUGGAAGCCCGAAAUGGAUACUCUGUGUUUCGAGUCGACGCCGACAAUUAAUAACACCCACCUCACCAUGCGGUACAUAUUGUCAAACAUUGCUCGAAUGUUUGACCCCCUUGGAUUGAUCGCUCCAGUAAUCAUACGCGCGAAAUUGCUGAUGCAGGAGUUGUGGCUUCAGAAAAUUGGAUGGGAUGAUCCGGUACCAGCACAAAUCUCUAGCAAAUGGAAAUCGGUUACUGACGACUGGCAAGAUCUGGCUGACUUCCAAAGCGAUAGACGCAUCGGAGAAUGCAUAUGGUGCCUGCAUUUACGCGCGUUGCGAAGACCAGCAGGGGCAAGAAGCUCUCAGUGUGUGCAAGUGCCCGUGCAGCAGGACCAGCGAACAGGAUCGACCCCAAACUCGACCGUGCAGGUCAUCGACAUCGAAGCGAAUGAUGAUUCGCAAGCCGUCAUUGAUGAUCCGUCUCCCUCUACCGCGGUAGCGUCCCGUGAGUUUUUAGUCCGACGAAAACGGCUCGAGGCUUGA
Molecule: messenger RNA, 1593 nt
Organism: Anopheles nili
Lineage: Eukaryota; Metazoa; Arthropoda; Insecta; Diptera; Culicidae
Exons: 3
Coding region: 1-1593 (530 amino acids)
Source: RefSeq, a predicted model, not a curated record